Messenger RNA from Zychaea mexicana, 1378 nucleotides. Its product is annotated as eukaryotic porin/Tom40. Bases 205 to 1206 code for a protein of 333 amino acids. Gene Ontology annotation, molecular function: transmembrane protein transporter activity. NCBI's taxonomy places the organism in Eukaryota, Fungi, Mucoromycota, Mucoromycetes, Mucorales, Lichtheimiaceae. Gene Ontology annotation, cellular component: mitochondrial outer membrane translocase complex; mitochondrial outer membrane. The record is from RefSeq and is a predicted model, not a curated record. Gene Ontology annotation, biological process: protein import into mitochondrial matrix. The transcript is spliced from 5 exons.
CAGAAAUGAUGAUCUCAAGCUGGCUAUUUCAAGUAUAGAAUUUAAACUGGGAUGAUGUCACAGAAAAAGCCAAAAACACGGUCAAAACUUUUUCUUGUCGGAACGAAAAAUCUCGGAUAUAGGCCCAUUCUGAAAAAAAAAAAUAAAGAGAAAAGCAGACGACAAAAACUUUCUCUCUUUAUAAAUAUAUACUAUAUAUAAGCCAUGGCCUCCGCACAGAACCUUGCCACGCCACCCCCGGGCCUGUACUCGCCACUGUCCGCAUUCCCUCAGAAGGAUCAGACUCCUGCUGGAUCGCCUUACAAUCCCUUGCACUGGCCCCGUUGGUUCUCGUACCACAAGAGCCGCCUUGGCUUACCAAACCCAGGCAAAUUCGAACGUUUGCACGGUGAAGUCAAAGAAACGUUUGUCACAAACUUCUUGUUCGACGGCGCACAGGCGAACAUCAUUAAGGAAUUGUCGCCCCACUUCCAUGUCCAGCACCAAUUCUCGCUUGGAUCGCAAGUUAUGCCACCAAUGUAUAACUUCAUGUCGGGUUACAUGACGGAGAGAACCAUGGCUCAGGGUACGAUGGAUAAUGAUACCAACUUGAACGCGGUUAUUCGACACAUGUGGUCAAUGAAAUCGUUGACCAAGGUCGUUGCUCAGAUGACACACAUGCCCGGCCACUCGAUGCUUCAGGUUGAACACGACUACACCGGCGCGGAUUUCAGCAUCAACUUGAAGGCCAUGAACCCCAACCCUAUGGAGUUCACUGGUUUGUACGUUGCCUCGUACUUGCAAUCGAUCACACCCAAAUUGGCACUCGGUACCGAAGUUGUGUUGCAGCGUCCUACACCCGACAUGGAAGAGACUGCCAUGUCGCUUGUCGGUAAGUACAGCGGCAAGGACUUUAUUGCCACAGCACAGUUCCAGGGCUUGGGUGCUAUCCAGGCCUCGUACUACCAGCGUAUCAACGAAAAGGUCGACUUUGGUGUCGAAAUCAACGCCUUGGUGCAGGGUCAGCGAAGAGAGGCUGUUGCUACCGUGGGUGGCAAGUUCGACUUCCGGCAAGCUACUUUCCGUGGCCAGAUUGACACCACUGGUCGCGUCUCUGCUGUGUUGGAAGAAAAGAUGGCUCCUGGCUUCUCGUUCUUGAUCAGUGGUGACUUGGAUCAUAUGAAGGGUCAAAGCAAGUUCGGUGUCGGUAUCAUGUUGUCUGCUUAGAAAUAAAAAGUAUAAAGUACCUUUCCUCUUCUCUUCUCUUUCUCUCUCUUUUCACCCAACCUCUACCCCCCUUUACACACUUCUACUACACAACAACAACAACAACAACAUUCGACACACUCGCACUAUAUUUUUGUACAAAAUGAGAAAAAGUUGUAUAUGCUUUCAGUUU